AUGGAGCCGCACCCGCAGUACGAGGACUUGGCGUACGACUACGACGGGGUGCCGGCGGGCAACUGGAGCGGCGGGGCCGCCGGGGCGCUGCAGUGCCACUGGGAAGAGGCGGAGACGGACUGGGAGGUGUCCUUCUCCCUCCUGCCGGUCCUCUACAUGCUGGUCUUCGUGCUGGGGCUGUCGGGCAACGGGCUGGUGAUCUUCACGGUGUGGAGCGGCCCGCGGGCCAAGCGGCGCUCGGCGGAUACGUACAUCGGCAACCUGGCGCUGGCCGACCUGGCCUUCGUGGUGACGCUGCCCCUGUGGGCGGCCUACACGGCGCUGCGCUUCCACUGGCCCUUCGGCUCGGCCCUCUGCAAGCUGAGCAGCUACCUGGUGCUGCUCAACAUGUUCGCCUCGGCCUUCUGCCUGGGCUGCCUGAGCUUCGAGCGCUACCUGGCCAUCGUGCACGCCCUGCCGCGCUCGGCCGGCCGCCCGCCCUCCUCCUCCUCCUCCUCGCGGCCCCGCGCCUCCACCCUCCUCUCGCUGGCCGCCGUCUGGCUGCUGGCCGGCCUGCUGGCCCUGCCGGCGCUGCUCCUGCGCGACACCCGGCCCGGCGGCCGCCGCCCGGACAACUUCACGGCCCUGGAGUGCGACAUGGACUUCAGCGCGGUGGCCUCCAGCCCGGCCGAGGAGGACCACUGGCUGGCGGCGCUGAGCCUGGCCACCACCGCGCUGGGCUUCGCGCUGCCGCUCCUGCUCAUGACGCUCUGCUACUGCUGCAUCGGCGCCACCGUCAGCCGCCACUUCCGCCAGCACGCCCGCAAGGAGGAGGGCAAGCAGCGGCGCCGCCUCCUCCGCAUCAUCGUCACGCUGGUGGCCGUCUUCGCCGCCUGCUGGCUGCCCUUCCACCUCCUCAAGAGCCUCUACGUCCUCCACUGGGUGGGCCUCCUCCCGCUGCCCUGCGCCCUGCAGGAGCUCAUCCCGCGCCUCCACCCCUACGCCACCUGCCUGGCCUACGUCAACAGCUGCCUCAACCCCUUCCUCUACGCCUUCUUCGACAGCCGCUUCCGCGCCCACUGCCUCCUCCUGCUCGGCCUCCGCAAGGCGCUCCGCGGCCAGGCCGGCUCCGUCUCCUCCACCCUCAGCGGGCAGACGCAGAAGUCCGAGGUGCCCUCCCUCGGCACCAAAGUCUAGGGCCGGCGCGCGACCCCACGCCUCCCCUCCGCGGACUCCCCAAGGCGCAGACUCGGCUCCACGAACUGGCGGGAGGAGGAGACACGCGCGGCGCGGGGCAGGUGACUUUGGACUGGGCGCCCCUCCCCGGCAGCGCGCCUUCGGGUUCUCCCGCCCAGCAGCACUUGGACUUGUGGGCAAUGUUCC
This is a messenger RNA of Gekko japonicus, 1362 nucleotides long. RefSeq names its product apelin receptor-like. Gene Ontology annotation, molecular function: G protein-coupled receptor activity. NCBI's taxonomy places the organism in Eukaryota, Metazoa, Chordata, Lepidosauria, Squamata, Gekkonidae. The record is from RefSeq and is a predicted model, not a curated record. The transcript has a single exon. Gene Ontology annotation, biological process: G protein-coupled receptor signaling pathway; immune response. Bases 1 to 1176 code for a protein of 391 amino acids. Gene Ontology annotation, cellular component: membrane.